AUGAAUCCGAACCCUCAAACCCUGAUCUCACUCGGCCUCGCAAUUGCAGCGGCCUUUAUAUUCUGGACCCUCUCCUCAACCACCACGUCUCCCUUCGCGCGCACAUUCCCGCAUCUCCAAAACAAGCGAAUAUGUCUCCUCAUCGCGCACCCGGACGACGAGGCCAUGUUUUUCGCGCCCACAUUACUGGCUCUCACAAAGCCGGAACUGGGCAACCAUGUUAAGAUCCUGUGCUUGAGUAGCGGUACGCUAGAGACGCCGACGGCCUCGGCCACAUCCGCCGCGACGAACUUACAAAGAGCGCAAAACGCCUCGGAAUCCGCUCCGACAACGACGUGCUCGUCCUCGAUGAUUCGAAAUUCCAAGAUGGUAUGGGGAACGAAUGGUCGAAGAGCGACAUUGCGUCUCUACUUUCGUCAACAUUCGCGCCAAACAUAUCCACGCGCAAACAAUCCAGGACAAGCCACGAAAAGCCCACUGCAACAAUCGACGUCCUGCUCACCUUCGACGCCCACGGCAUCUCAAACCACAUCAACCACCGCUCUCUCUACCACGGUGCGCGCCAUUGGCUGUCUACAAUGA
Aspergillus mulundensis is the source of this 582-nucleotide messenger RNA. RefSeq lists its product as uncharacterized. Lineage: Eukaryota; Fungi; Ascomycota; Eurotiomycetes; Eurotiales; Aspergillaceae. Gene Ontology annotation, molecular function: N-acetylglucosaminylphosphatidylinositol deacetylase activity. Gene Ontology annotation, biological process: GPI anchor biosynthetic process. The record is from RefSeq and is a predicted model, not a curated record. The transcript is spliced from 2 exons. Gene Ontology annotation, cellular component: endoplasmic reticulum. The coding region runs from base 1 to 582 and encodes 193 amino acids.